Molecule: messenger RNA, 2038 nt
Organism: Lingula anatina
Lineage: Eukaryota; Metazoa; Brachiopoda; Lingulata; Lingulida; Lingulidae
Source: RefSeq, a predicted model, not a curated record
UCCGUAUUUCAGUACUUUAUACCACCAAAGUCUUACUGGAUCGGGCACCUGUACGACUGUAGAGUUGUAUACAAACAACAGCGUUAUAAGAGGAUGGCAGACACACCGGAAGGACACAAGUACGAAGAAGGUACAUCUUCCUGGGUUACAGAGAGUAUAAAAAAGGAGUUUGAUGAUAAUGGCUUCAUUAUCGUGCGAAAUUUUCUCAGUUCGGAAGAAUUAAAGCGCGUGAAGGAUGCCCUGGAGACUGACGGUAGUAUAUUGCAACACCGUACUGGUCGUGACGAUGGGCACGGGAGGAAGGUAAAUAUGACGUUAUGGAAUCACCCCGGGGAUGACGUAGCAGGAAUGGUGGCCAGGUGCGAGAAAGUCGUCAACGCCAUGGAAACGUUUCUGGAUGGUGAAGUGUACCAUUAUCACACCAAGCUGAUUCAGAAAGAAGCUCACACUGGUGGAUCGUUUGUCUGGCAUCAGGAUUAUGGUUAUUGGUACCAUAAUGGCUGCCUGUUCCCAGACAUGGCAACGGUCUUCAUAGCAAUAGAUCGUGCUGACAGGAAUAACGGAUGCCUUCAGAUUCUGCCUGGAUCGCAUAAGCUGGGCCGCAUUGAUCACGUGCCAAUCGGAAACCAAACCGGUGCCGAUCUUGAACGUGUGAAACAAGUUUCCAAGGUUUUGCCCUUGACCUAUGUAGAAUUGAACCCAGGAGACGCAGCGUUCUUUCACUGUAACCUUCUUCACACCAGUGACCAGAACAACAGUGACAGACGCCGCUGGGGACUUAUUUGUUGCUACAACAGCGCAAGAAACAACCCCGUGAUAGCGCACCAUCAUCCGCAAUAUACGCCACUGAAGAAGGUUCCAAACAAGGCAAUCCUAGAGUGCCCCUUGAUGGCUGACAAGUCAGAGGAAAGGAAAUGGUUUUUUAAAGACACCGAUUCAACUCCCGAUGGAUUAGCUGUUAAGGCAACCAGAUGAGUAAAAACGUGCAGAUUGACACUGAUGGAGUUUGAUGACAACCAAAUCAGUCAGUUGUCCCUCCAUCAGGCCAGGCACUCUCACAAUCACACACCCAACCUCACCUUAGUAGACACAACUGCCCAGAAGGAAAGUACACUCCUCUCAAGCUACAAACAGCAUGGAUAAAUAUCCUGACACAGAGAUCAGGUUAUACAGACACGAAACACGUAGACAGCAUGUGUAUUCAAAGUGAUUCUAUUCCAAACUUUCCAUGUGGAUAAAACGUACUUUAAAAUUAAUAAACAAAGAGUAAAUUUGAACUGGGUAAAAAUGCAAUUUUGAUCAACAUUCAAUAUGUAAGGUUAGUGUUCUUGGGUGAUAUCCGGAAGUUCUCUAAUACAGUGAUGCAGCCUUUGUCAGAUGCUAAGGAACAUCAUGGACUUUGGUUCCUAGCGGACUGUCAUUCCUGUCACCCGGUACGAACAGACACAUACUAAAACACGUAGAAAGAUCGAAGCUAAACAGGGUUUUGGUGCCGAAUCUGAUUUUCUAAAAUUUGAAGUUUGAUGCGUUUUUCAUUUACCCAAAAUAUGCAGCAUAUGUAUUCAAAGUGAUUCUAUUCCAAACUGCAUGUGGACAAAAUGUAAUUUAAAAUUAAUUAAAAAGGAGACAGUGUUUUGAUUUUUUCUUACAUUUGAUCAACAUUCAAUAUGUAAUUUCAGUGUUCUUGGGGAAAUAGCCGGAAGUUCUCUAAUAAAGUACAGCUUAUGUCAGAUGCUGAGCAACACCAACGUGUUAACAUGGCGGUCUUUAUUUCAAACAGCCACCUGCGUAUCUUGAAACAACAACAGAUAGCUCAUUUUUCUGAGAACAAAAAAUAACAGACACUUUUCUGUUUGUGGCGUGAUACAGAAUUUAGGCCAAGGUGGUGUAGGUUUUUAAAAGUAAAAUGAUCCGUCACGUGAUCCGGUGCCCGUAUCUUGACAGCAGUAUUAAGGAGACGAUAAUCCACAUAAAUAGGUUAUCGACGAUAUAUAGCGUCUGUCUACAUUAUCAGCCUAUAUGUCAGUAUUUUCUACUU